Messenger RNA from Oikopleura dioica, 1383 nucleotides. Lineage: Eukaryota; Metazoa; Chordata; Appendicularia; Copelata; Oikopleuridae. The record is from the annotation of a GenBank genome assembly.
AUGGAUAAUGAUAAGUACGUUUCUCCCCUUUCUACUCGAUAUGUUUCGAACGAAAUGAAUGCGAACUUCGGAAGCCACAAGAAAUUCUCUUCUUGGAGACAGCUUUGGACUUGGCUCGCUCAGGCCGAGCACGAGCUUGGAAUAGAAAGCGUUAGUUUGGAGCAAGUGGAACAGCUGCGCGCCAAUAUCCACAAGAUCGACUAUGAAAUGGCUGCAAAGGAGGAGAAACUCCGCCGCCACGAUGUGAUGGCGCAUGUGCACACUUUUGGGGCGGGUGUCGCCGCGCCGCUUGCAGCUCCGAUCAUUCAUCUUGGGGCGACAAGCUGUUUCGUCGGCGACAACGCAGACUGCAUCAUCAUGCGCGAUGCUCUCGACAUUCUCAUUCCAAAGAUUGCCACUUGCAUUGACAGACUGUCGAAGUUCGCUAACGAGUACAGACAUCUUCCUACUCUUGGCUUCACUCAUCUCCAGCCUGCUCAAAUGACAACUGUCGGGAAGCGCGCGUGUCUUUGGCUUCAAGACAUGAUCAGUGAUCUGUCAAACCUAAAACGUGUUCGCGACUCGCUCCGUUUCCGCGGAGUUAAAGGCACAACUGGAACACAAGGAAGCUUCUUGGAACUCUUUGCUGGCGAUCAUGAGAAGGUUCGGCAGCUGGACGCGCGGCUCACAGAAUUGGCCGGCUUCAAAUCCCAUUAUUUGAUCACUGGGCAGACUUAUCCGCGAAAACAGGACGCGCAUGUUAUCAACGCGUUGGCGGAAUUCGCCGCUAGUGCUCAUAAGAUGGCAUCAGACAUUCGUCUCUUGGCAUCGAUGAAGGAACUGGAAGAACCCUUCGAGAAGAAGCAAAUCGGAUCAUCAGCGAUGCCUUACAAGCGGAACCCAAUGCGAUCCGAGAGAUGCUGCGGUCUGGCUCGCCACUUGCUCACUUUGCCGAAUGCUGCGCUACAAACAAUCUCCGUGCAGUGGAUGGAGCGCACUCUCGAUGAUUCGGCCGCGCGGAGACUUUAUCUUCCUGAAGCAUUUCUCACGGCGGACGCGAUUGCAAUUUUGCUUCAAAAUAUCACCGAAGGAUUAGUUGUCUACCCGAAAGUAAUCGAAAAACACGUAAAAGAAGAGUUGCCCUUUAUGGCAGCGGAAAAUAUCCUGAUGGCUGUCGUAAAAGCAGGUGGCAGUCGCCAAGAAGCCCACGAAAAAUUCCGAGUUUUGUCCCAAGAGGCAGGCGCGCGCGUCAAGAACGAGGGCGCCGAGAAUGAUUUGAUCCACAGGAUUCGUCAAUGCGACUUUUUGCGUCCAUUCACCAGCAGCUUGACUCAUUACUCGACCCGGCAACGUUUAUCGGCAGAGCGCCAGAACAAGUCGAAGAGUUUAUCGAAGCAGAGGUGA